UGCGCCGGCCGGCCGAAGCCGGAAGCGGCUGCUGUCGGAAGCAUCGGGCGGGCGAUCUGGUACUGGCCGGCCCGGUGAUGGCCGGGGACGCGGGGCUCGCGCACCGCAGCGGGUGGCCGUGGCGGUGGCUGCCCGCGCUGCUGCUGCUCCAGCUGCUGCGGUGGAGGUGCGCCCUGGGCGCGCUCCCCUUCACCAGCAGUCGGCACCCAGGCUUUGCGGACCUGCUGUCGGAGCGGCAGCUGCUGGAGGUGCAGGACUUGACCCUGACUCUGCUGCAGGGCGGAGGUCUGGGGCCGCUGUCACUGCUACCCCCGGACCUGCCGGAUCUGGAGCCGGAGUGCCGGGAGCUGCUGAUGGACUUCGCCAAUAGCAGCGCCGAGCUGACCGCCUGUAUGGUGCGCAGCGCUCGGCCCGUGCGCCUCUGCCAGACCUGCUACCCGCUCUUCCAACAGGUCGCAGUCAAGAUAGACAACAUCAGCCGAAAUGUCGGGAAUACUUCUGAGAGCCAGCGCUGUGCCGGAAGUCUCCUGACAGCAGACCGAAUGCAGAUAGUUCUCAUGGUCUCUGAGUUUUUCAACAGCACGUGGCAGGAAGCGAACUGCGCAAAUUGCCUAACAAACAAUGGUGAAGAUUUGUCAAAUAACACAGAGGACUUCCUCAGUCUGUUUAACAAGACUUUGGCUUGCUUUGAGCAUAACCUGCAGGGGCACACCUACAGCCUCCUCCCACCAAAAAAUUACUCCGAAGUAUGCAAAAACUGUAAAGAGGCAUAUAAAAACCUGAGCCUCCUGUACAGUGAGAUGCAGAAAAUGAACGGCCUUGAGAACAAGGCGGAGCCUGGGACGCACUUAUGUAUCGACGUGGAAGACGCCAUGAACAUUACUCGGAAGCUUUGGAGUCGAACCUUCAACUGUUCGGUCACCUGCAGCGACACGGUGUCCGUGGUUGCUGUGUCAGUGUUCAUUCUCUUCCUGCCUGUUGUCUUCUACCUCAGUAGCUUCCUUCACUCAGAGCAAAAGAAACGCAAACUCAUUCUACCCAAACGUCUCAAGUCAAGCACCAGUUUUCCCAACAUUCAAGAAAAUUCCACCUGAAGCCUGCAAAACAGGGACUCGACCUCACAUCGUUCCAGUAAGUGGCUAGACACUUGGAGAAGAUGAUGAGCCAAGGUCCAACAAGUCACUCUCAUGAAAUGCUGGGACUACAGACCUAUAAUUUAUUCUGAUUAAGGGUUCUCAAAUUCCCUUUUCCUGAGCACCCCAUUUUUGAAGAUUUCUGUAUUUUUAAUUUUCAAACACAACAAUGUUACAUAUUUUAAGGUAUAUCUGUUACAGUAACAAGUGAGGGCUUUUUUUUUUCAGGCAUAUGAAUGACUACUUGCCACUUCUGAUUUAUCCUCAUUAACAGAAGUACACAAAACAAACAGCUGAGGUCUGCCAUUUACACAUGAGUCACUGGGAGCAGACUCUGAAAAAGAAACAUACUUGCCAAAUGUAGCAGGCUCAAUGAUUAACUUAAAUGAAUUCCCAUUGCAGUAUUGUUGUAUGUAUAUAAAUACACACAUACACACACACACAUACACACAUAUAUAUAUGUAAUGUAUAUUUAAUAUAUCAUACAUUAAAAUAAUGUUCUCUAGUUCCCUUAAGUAACUUUUGAAACCACUAGUUGAUUAUAAACCUCCUUAACAGUUUUCAGAAAGCAAUGCCACAUUAUACAUUUACCUUUGUUAAAGAUUUACGGUAACUGGGUUUCUAAUAUGACUUUUAUAAAUACUAUUUUACAUCUUAUUUUUGCCUUUAUUUUAUAAGUAAUUUAAAAUCACUGGAUUGUGUAAUUAUCUUUGAGGACAAGAUGGAUUCAUCUUAUGCCAGGGAUUUGCAUCAUGAAUUUCAUUAAGUUAUUAAGCAACCUGUAACUUAUUAGUAGCUUAAGUCAAAUGUAGCCCAAGUGUGUCACUGUGUUUAAAUUUGUGACUUUUAAUGAAAAAUUUAUCUUGGAAUAUUUGGAGAUUUGGGGAGAAACGGGAACAAAUAUAAGAGCUUAAAUUUCAGAAAAUAGACAAGGACCUGAGCAGAUGUUCACUGUAAGACAGCCAGGUGGUUUAUACUGGAGAUGAAUUGGUUGACAGGCUCACACAGGAAGUCCCCCAGUUAUGGGAAGGAUCAAAGCCACAUGACUGAAAUGAAAUUACACAUCUAACUGUCAGGAAACUAGUUCUGCUUUGAAAUAUUUCCAGCAACUUUUAAAACAAUGCUUGUUCCAGUGUCUUUCAGUUUUAUUUCUCAGUCUACAGGAGUUGAUGGUUUUGUCAGUUAAUUCGGUGGAAAUGGGCUUUGUUGUAAAGGUUGUGUGUGAAUGCGCGGGCUCCUUGGGUUCAGGGGUUAAGAGAACGUGAAUCCCGUCACAGCCUGCAAUUGCUCUAGAGGGAGACAGGAACAUCUGGGUAUUUUUGUAUGUUUACCACAUAUGCAGAGUGUGAGAGCAGGCUCUUCCCAGAGUGUGUCACAUGGGGUAUGUGACAAUCAGAUGAUGAUGUGAUCCACUAAAUGUGCUGUCACUGUUCCUGCGGCUGUGACUAAAGGCACUGUCUUGAUUUGAAGCACAUGGUUGAGGGCCAUUGAAAGCCAUCUUCAUCAAUACAUAUAAAGCCUGUUUACAUGUGCAAAGUUGUCAAAGCGACAUAUUUAAACUGCAAGUAGCGACUCCUCGGGCACCUUUCAGGACUGUGUGUACAAAUCACUGCUUUUGGAUAAGAAGUUGGAGAGCACUUUAACAAGCCAGCCAGCCCUGUUCCUGAUCAGGGCCCAGCUCUCUAGAAGUUGCAUCAGAAGUAGAUUUGAAAAUGUGCUGAAGAAUUUCACCUCGUGGUCCUAUAAAAUAUGUACAUAGUUCUGAAUCCUGAGACACAUAGGGUUAUGUGUGUACACAAGAAAACCUGUUUUUUCCGUACGCUUUACAAUAAAGGAAAUAACCAGGAAAACUCUAA
This is a messenger RNA of Mastomys coucha (southern multimammate mouse), 2989 nucleotides long. It is a transcript of the gene Ostm1, whose product is annotated as osteoclastogenesis associated transmembrane protein 1. The transcript has 6 exons. The coding region runs from base 78 to 1094 and encodes 338 amino acids. Gene Ontology annotation, cellular component: cytosol. The record is from RefSeq and is a predicted model, not a curated record. Gene Ontology annotation, biological process: osteoclast differentiation. NCBI's taxonomy places the organism in Eukaryota, Metazoa, Chordata, Mammalia, Rodentia, Muridae.